This is a messenger RNA of Liolophura sinensis, 3814 nucleotides long. Its product is annotated as protein lifeguard 1-like. Lineage: Eukaryota; Metazoa; Mollusca; Polyplacophora; Chitonida; Chitonidae. The transcript has 3 exons. The coding region runs from base 319 to 762 and encodes 147 amino acids. The record is from RefSeq and is a predicted model, not a curated record.
GACGACGUUUUGUGGGAGGCAGUGUGUCAUUUUUGGAGCAUAGUUUUCAGCUGACAGCGUUUUACAACAAAAUAUUGAGGAUACUUUUGGUUGGACAUAGUUUCAGCUUACGUUUUCUUUGUACAUUAGACGGAAACGGAGCGAUCUUCUUUGAGGGAAGACCACACAGCACGUGUUUUCUGACGUUUUUGCGCGUCAUCAGAUCUGGCUGUUCAUUUUACCGGUUUAGUUCCUGCUUCAAGUGGUUUUAUUUUCGUUCGCCAGUCAUACAGUCAUCAGCAUAGGAUAACUUCGAGGCUUUGAUUUAAAACACAUAUCAUGUCUAACUUUGGGAACGCAUCAGCCCCACCCCCUUAUUCUGAGUCUGGACCUCCCUCUCAGGGAUACGGAGGUGGGUACCCAUACGGACAACAGCCCCCACCUGCAGGAUUUGCCUCUCAACCUCAGGGUAAUUAUCCACAAGGUGGCUAUCCCCAGGGUAAUUAUCCACAAGGUGGCUAUCCCCAGGGUAAUUAUCCACAAGGUGGUUAUCCCCAGGGUAAUUAUCCACAAGGUGGCUAUCCCCAGGGUGGAUACGCCCAGUCAGGAUACGCCCCUCCUCCUCAGGCAGGGCACUACCAGCAACAGCCUGUGUAUGGAGCACAGCCACAAAGAGUGGUAUAUGUGGAGGACCAGCGCAGAAAGAAUGAUAAAUCUGAUGCUGCCGAGUGCUGUUUGUUAGGGAUGUGCUCAGCCCUGCUUUGCUGCUGUAUCUUUGACUGAUAAUCCAAUCAGAAACAUUGUUAUAUAAAUGAUCAUGGGGACAUGAAUAUUCAGAGGAAAUCUUGAUUUUAAUGUUUUUUUGUGCAAAGUUAAUGUAUUCAGGCCUUCUAAUCUGUGUUACUUAUUCUGGAAAACGGGGGGUGGAGGGGGGGGGAGAGAUUUUGUCAGUGAUUUUAGUGAAUUAUCAUUUUUGAUAUUACCACAUUCCCAAGAGUCAAACAACAUGGCUGCUGCCGUUUGCUGCGUGGAGACGUGGGAAAGAGGUUGAUGGGAGUGAUAAAAAUGUACAGGUUUAAAGUGCUUGAUAAACCACCAUAUCAUGUAUGCAAUGCUGUGAAGACCAUUAUAAGAUCUUCGACACAACUAUUAUUUUCAUAUUUCCUGUUUCCUGUUUAAAAGAAAAAAAAUAUUUUUUUUCUUUUAAAAACUUUUGAAAAAGACGAGGGUUUUCUUUGGUGAAUAUUGCCCUUCUGUUUUGUACAAAGGAUCUCCGAUCUUACAGAUAUCUAUGUGAAUUGACACAUUUUUCUGACAUUUGUAUGAUAUCUUUCUGUUACUUGUAUUUUCUUUGUUUAUUUUAUUCCAAAAGCAGCGUGCAAAAUGUGCUGUAAAUCGUGUUCAAUUUCAAAACCAUAUGUAUACAUACGUAAAUGAUCUAUUGUCAGUUAUAUGUAAUUGGUAAUUCUGAAGUAUGAUUCUUACCGAACCAUUGAAUAGUAGGAUGUGAAUUCUUUAAAGUAUCCAUCAAUACGGUUUAAGCUGUGUUACUCGAAACAUACCCUGCUAUUCAGCGCUGCUAUCCUCAGUUAACAUUAACUUUUAUACCAAGUAUACUCUGACACACAGCAUUCGCCCAUGCCUUGAUCUCUUGUAAUAAUUUCCUCAUUUUACUGUAUGGUGUGUUACACAGUUAUAUGCUACACAUUUGUGUGCUGCACAGUUGUAAUAUUGUAACACGGUUGUAAUAGGAACAGUUGUAUUCCACAUGUAUGUGGUUGUAUUAUUUGCUUUGUAGUUAAAUGCUAGCCAAUUUUAUGAUACACUUGUAUAUGCUAUGUGGUUGUAUCCCACACCAUUCUGAGCUACAUAUUCACGUGCUGCACACAUAUAUGCUACACAGUUGUGUGCUACACCAAUGUGGUUGAGUGCUACACCAGUGUGGUUUUAGUGGAAUAGCACACAUUUAUGGCACAGUGAAAAGCUUCAUGAAAGAUAUUUGAGACCUUUUAUGACCAAGUGCAGCUGUUAAACUGUUAAUGUUUUUGGUAUAAGUUUCUGUCAGCCUGUUACAGUGUCGUUAAACUGUCCUUGUAUAAAGAUGGCAACUGUCUUUGUAUAAAGAUGGUAAAGUAUAAAGAAGGUAACUGUCUUUGUAUAAAGAAGGUAACUGUCUUUGUAUAAAGAUGGUAACUAUAUAAAGAAGGUAACUGUCUUUGUAUAAAGGUGGUAACUGUCUUUGUAUAAAGGUAGUAACUGUCUCUGUAUCAUGUCAUGGAUGUAAAUGUUUCUAGAUUUAUAACUUUUGGCCCAUGCAGUAUAUACACAAAUGGUUUCUAUAUUCUCCCACGUAAGCUCUUCCCAGCUUUCCUAUAGCCAAAGCUUAGCCAGCAGGUUGGAAUUGUACAUAAGUGGCACCAGGCACAGAUCUGACUGACUGUAUGAGCUUGACAGAUGUAACUGACAUGUACUUUAAUAGAUGGAACUGACAUUUGCAUUAACAGAUGUAACUGACACAUGCAUAAGCAGAUGUAACAGGCAUGUGCAUCAGCAGAUGUAACUGAUCAUAUUGUUUGUUGGGCCAUGCAGAUUCACAAAGCAGAGUUAAACGUAAUGCCAGGACUAAAAGAGACUACAAGUCUACACAUGAUGAAAAAUUGACUCACAAGAUAUGAUGCUGCAAUUCUUCUUUUUGCAAUUUAAAAUUUUUGACUUUGACAGAAACUGCUGUUUGAAACAGACAUGUUGUGUGAAAGGCAUAACAAAUAUGUGUUUACACAGAUGUAACUGAUAAUGCCAGCUAUUUGACAGAUGUAACUGAUAAAGUUUAAUAGAUGGCAUAACUACACGUUUACCUGUACAUAUGUAAUUGGUUAAUGGUUUGAUAUGUAACUGGUAGACAUUCUAAAAGGCAUAACCCAUAAUUUGAACAGAUCUAUUCAUCGUUCACAGGUGCUACGUGUCAUAAAUUUCCUCUAAUACAGGUGUGCCCUUUUUGUAGUUUAUUAUAAAUUUUAUUGUGAUAAGUUAUUAUUGAUACAGAGGUGUGCCAUAUACAAGCAGUUAGACCCUGAAUUAGAAGAUCCUGGUAGUGUUUGAUCUUCCAGUUUGUUUGAUGAGCCAAACAAAGCAAUACAAGUACGUGUCUUAAGAGAUGUCCUGUUAGAUUCGAUUCCCAAGUGUGUCUUCAGAAAUUAAUAAUGGCAUAACAAUGUGUAAUAUUUCUGUAGUCUUCAGCCUGUUGAGAUGACAGUGGUCUUUUGUGCAUGUAAAUUGUCAGCCACGACUUGUAUUGACACUAGAAAAGUAAUUCAGGCUUUGUUUUUAAGGAAAGAUACAGGCAUGUCAGAAGCCAUUUGAAGGUGGUACAGCCAUCGGUUGACCGUCCCAUUGUAAUUUUGUGUGCUGUACAGUGUACAUGUGUGUGUAUGAGCCAUCAUUUUGUUGGUUGCCAUUAAAUUGCUUUGAUUUUAGAUCUAUUUUCUGCUUUAUUAUUUUCCUUUUUUGUUUUUUGUAUGGUACGGCCAUGACUGUACUGGCCGUAUUGCUCCUGAGGCUUCUUAAAAUGCACUUUUUUGGAUGACAGCAUUUACCACAGUGCCAUUUUAACUUCUAAAAGACCUCUACAGACAUUGUACUAGUAAUUAUCAUAUCAGGUGUUUAAAUUAUGUGGAUUAAAUUUACGGGUUGUGACAGAAAGUUUUAUUGUUGCCAAUUGAAAGUGUUUUUUUUUUGGAUAAAAUAAUAAUGGUUAGAUUGGAAAGCAGUGCUGUUGGAUGCUUCAGUAAUAUUUGUGUGUAUUGUGGUCUUUUUUUUUUUUGUACACUGCACCACA